This is a messenger RNA of Meloidogyne enterolobii, 2568 nucleotides long. NCBI's taxonomy places the organism in Eukaryota, Metazoa, Nematoda, Chromadorea, Rhabditida, Meloidogynidae. The record is from the annotation of a GenBank genome assembly.
CACAACAUAAUGUCAAAGCAAUCGCGAACAAGACGUAUUAAGUUUUUUGGACGGUUUAAAAAAACACCAAUAACUGAAUCUAACCAAGAAGUCAAUCAAAAUUGUGAACAAAAAUGUAUAAAAAAUAUUAAUUAUUCAAAAUUGUCACCAAAAAUGAUUGUGAACAAAAAGGAUCAUCCAGCUACAAGUACUACUUCAACUUUAGAUUCUAUCAACUCCUCUUUAACUGGUAAAUUUUUAAUUUCCAACAUAGGCGACUCUCCGCAUUCUCAUGAUAUACAAAACAAAGGUUUCAUUAUAAUUCAUCUUUUAGACAAAUCGUCACAGCAAAUAGUACGACCAUUAGCCAUUACAACAUUAAUAAAAGAUGGAAAAUCAGAAAGUUUAAAGCAAAAUAAUUUUUUAUGUUCAGGGAUGAUUGAACAGAGAAAUAAAGAUAUCCGUGUAGAAGAGGUAAAUCGAAAACAACUAUAUAAUUCAUGUAUUCGCCCAAACAAUUUAUUUAUUCCUAAUUAUUCACCUUUACCUACAAGACCAAAAUCAGAACUUUCUAGAAGACCAAGUAUUUCUUUAGCUGAUUCAACCGUUUUACAAGGAGAAGCUGGUUGUGGUAGUAAUAGUGGAAGAUUUACGAUUAAAUAUGACAAUACAGAAUAUGUUGUUGAUGUUGGUGGCAGUCAAACAAAUAUAAAUAAAAAUCAAGAUGGAAAUACUAAAAACAAUAAUUUAAAUAUUAAUUAUCGGUUAUAUCGUCGUUCAAAUUCUGUUGCUACUAAUAAAUUUAAUAUUAAUAAUAAACCUAAGAUGUCUGUUGUUGGAAGGAUGGCUUCAAUUUUUGUUAAUGAUGGUAUUAUAAAUAAUAAACAAACAAACCCAAUAAGUCAAAAACAAAAAAGGCCUACAUCUUGGGGACUUUCAGAAAGAAGUUGCGACACUGAUAAUUCUAUAGCGGGAAGCGAGGAAGAUAAUCAUAAUAAUUAUCAUAAUUUUGACUGUAAUGAUGAAAAACCAAAUGAAAAGGAACAACAACAACAAAAACGUUUUGGUGAAAUGGCUCUUGAAACUGUUAAAAGACUUCGCUAUAUCCUUCACCAACUAAAUUCGGGCCAAUUACCUUUGGAGGAUCUUAAAAGAAAUAUUGAAUAUGCAGCUCUCGUUCUUGAGACUGCUUAUAUGGAUGAGACUAGACGAAUAUGUGAUGAAGAUGAUGAUUUGGCAGAGGCAAGAUUUUAUAGAAAACGUCAUCUAAAAAUGUUAUUCCAGGUUACACCUGAAGCAGUGCCUGAGGAAGUUAGGGAGUGGUUAGCGGCUACUUUUACAAGACAAGCAGUUCAACCUAAAAGAGAAAAGCCAAAAUUUAAAUCUGUUGCUAAUGCAAUAAGAACUGGAAUAUUUUUUGAAAAGAUAUUUCGGCGCACUCAAGUUGUAUUGGCUCCAAUACCAAAUGAAUAUAAAGGAUAUUUACGUAAUAUAAAUAAUUGGAAUUUUAGUUCAUUUGAGUUGGAUGAGUUUACAAAUGGACAUGCAUUAAAAUAUAUAAAUGUUCAAAUUCUUGAACAUUUUCUUUUAGCUUUAGAAGUUGGUUAUAGUAAACAUAAUAAUCCUUAUCAUAAUUGUGUUCAUGCGGCUGAUGUCACACAAACAUCACAUUGGAUACUUUCACAGACUGGACUUGCAUUACUGGCAGUUCUUUUUGGUGCAUUAAUUCAUGAUUAUGAACAUACUGGCCAUACAAAUAAUUUCCAUAUUCAAUCCGGGUCUAAUUUUGCACUUGUAUAUAAUGAUAGAAGCGUUUUAGAGAAUUAUCACGCUAGUUCUGUAUUUCGAUUAAUGAAAGAUGAAGAAAAAAAUAUUUUUGAAAGAUUAUCGAGAGAUGAGUUUCGUGAUAUUCGAAAUAUGAUUAUUGAAAUUGUGUUGGCAACAGAUAUGUCAACCCAUUUUGUACAAAUAAAAACUAUGAAAAAUAUGCUAACGCUACCGGAAGGAAUUGAUAAAAUGAAGGCUCUGUGUCUAAUUGUACAUGCCUGUGAUAUGACUGAGGGCGUUUUAGAGGAAUUUUUCCGUCAAGGUGACCUCGAGGCAUCUAUGGGACUUCCAUAUUCCCCUCUUUGCGAUAGACAUACAACACAUGUAGCGGAGUCACAAAUUGGUUUUAUAGAUUUUAUUGUUGAGCCGACAAUGGUUGUAUGUGGUGAAAUGCUUACAAAAAUGGUUGAACCACUUGUUUCCCUACCCUCAUCUGACUCUCUUUUCCCUCCUGGACAAAAUGCUGCAGAUGGUGAUGGAAGUGCGUCUGCUACUUCAUUAUCUCCAUUGCCUCCUGAUUUGAAAUCUCCAUCACCUGGCAAUCCGGUAUCUGUUCGAAAAAUUCCUAUCAACUAUUUUGGAAAGUUGGAAAUCCCUAGUCCAUGGAUUCGACAUUUACAAGAGAAUAAAAGCAAUUGGCGAGAACGGGCAGUAAAAGAAGAGGCAGAACGUAAUCGAAUCCAACAAGAGAAACUACAACAACUCACUAAUGGGCACACAAAUUCAACAGAAAAUGGUGGUGAAUUAGUAGAAGACCACUAA